GCUCUCAGCGGCGCGGAGCCUCUUUCCUCUAACACAUUACUAUCAAUCUUAUUUGUGGUUGGAUAGUACGAUUAAAGUGAAAUGUAUUUAACUAACUGUCAAUGCGUGUUUCUCUCGAUUUUUUCUCUGGCAUUUGUGAUUUAUGUCGCGUUGGUCAACCUCGGUUUCCCGAUCUAUGAGUGCAAGUCCUCGCCAACUCUGGAAUAUUGCGUCGAAAUGCAUUUUGAAAAAGCCAAGGAAAUGUGUACCAACGUGUUUGAGAGUAGUUCACCUGCGGCUUCAUCGACGCCAAUUUUAAUUCAAGAUAAUACUAAUAAUACAACAACACUAAUGAUCAGUUCAACCACUACACUUUCAACGCAGCCUGUUUCAACUUCAACCACUAGCCCAGAAACAGCUGGAACAGCCACCCGGUCAUUUGACAUCAGGGAAAACAACCCUUGGUGGACAUGCCCUGAGCCCGGCAAAGGAAGAGGUAGUAUUAUCAUGAGUGCCCUUGUGGACGGUCGUCUCGGAAACGUGGUUUGGUCCUAUUUAUCAGUUUUACUGACGGCCCAAAUUUACGGCUUAAGGCCGGUGCUGCACAACUCGACCAUCAGAUUCUUGGUGAGAGACGCUUUUGACAUAGACCAUAUUCGAAUGCCGACACUCGAGUGGCUGGACCAAAAGUGCAACAUGUCCGGGUGGCUGGACAAGGCAGUGCGAAACGUAUCCCUUUGCAAAACAUUUUAUUCGCGCAGAGAACUGCAUCAAGCACUAGAAAAACCUCCGGAAAAAGGAAUAGAAAUGUACAGAUACAGCUACUUUGUGACUACGACAGAGAUGCUGGUGCCUUAUUUUUACGAAAUGAAGAAAGAGCUGGUUUUGCAAAAGGACAAAAUUAUUUUGGCCCAGAAACACCUGCAUGACGUUGGCACCAGUUUCUUGCAGCACCUGAAAAAUAAAAAUACAAGCACAACUGAUUUUGAAUUUGUCGGCGUCCACGUUAGACGUACUGACUUUUUACAUCACAUGGAUGUUAUCUUCCCCCUUGGGAAAGUUGCCACCCCGAAAUUUUUCCACACGGCCAUGGAGUGGCUACUUAAGGAAUUAAGCAAGCCGCUGGUGUUUGUCGUGGUUAGCGAUGACCGCAACUGGACGCAAGCCAACAUAGUCGCCGAAAGAAAAGACGUUUAUCUUGGAGGAAACGGUGAUAUUUCCAAUCCUGGAGUGGAUUUGGCUAUUCUCGCUGCGUGCAAUCACACAAUAUUUGCUUAUGGCACGUUUGGUCUCACUGGAGCUUUUUUGGCAAGCAGACCUGGUGGCUACGCAAUUGUUUUUGACCCUGAGAAUAGAACUGCCACGAAGGAAAUGGAGUUUGCUGCGAAUUUACCGGGUUGGCGGAUAAUGACGGAAGAUGGCAAUCUCACCUAUAGAGAAAAUACUGUUAAUUACCGAUACUAUUUACAUCCUAUUAUUCAAGUUGGCAAGAAUACGCGAUAAAAAAAUAUUCCUGUGAAAAACAAGAUGUCUUAAUCCAGAUGAAUUAUUGUUAAAUUUAAAAAAAAUCAUCUACGUAAAAUUGCCCGAUGUUUAGACAAAUUGCAUGUUGAAUUGUGCAUUAAUUUGCUAUGACCGUUGAAAUUUACUGUUUUUUAAUGUUUGUCGGCGGUGACGUGCGUGCUACAUGACCUUCAGCAUCGCUGAUUGAUUAGAGGUUUUUUGUCAGAGGUGCGCUUUAGUGAUUCGCUUCACGUUUCCAGGAAAAAUCUGGAACCGUGAUAGCGAUUCAGGCCUUCCCCUCACAUGACUUGGCAAAAAACAAUUGUGUGUGAUUUCCCAUUUCUCUGGUUUCAUGUCAACUGACAUCACUGCCACUGUAUUCUUUGACAAAUCAAAACAAUUUUAAAAACAAGUGAUUUUGCUUAUCUUUAAAUAUAAACUCCUGGUGUUUAAUUCGCAUCGCAAGUAUGGUACCGUGGUUAGUGGCCGUUCACUUAAGCAUCUGAACAACUUUGUAACGAACAUUCAUAGAGAAAUAGCAACAGAAUUGCAAAAACUACCAACCGUUAGACUCGUCUUGACCUCCACUAACCAGCCAAAGUACUUAGGGGGUGCAACCCCAUCCCCCUUCAACCCCAUAGCUACAAUUUUGACAGAAAAAUUAUUAGCAUGCUUCCUCUGCUGGGAUUAAAAAUAUUUUAAACUAUAAAUCGACUCUAGGGGUGUAGUCCUCAUUUUGGCCGGACAAAAGCGCUUGCCGGAGAUACCAGCAGGCACCAUAUUAUCACGAUAUGACAAUCAACUUUUUGAUAGCCAGGGAAAAUGAAUACAUUUUUUACCAGUUUAGAACAGCGUGAGGCAAAAUGCAAAGCAAACAGUGCGUUUUUCUCUCAAUUUUUACCUUUGCCGCUAUUGUUUACACUGCAUUAAUUAACCUCGACUUUACGACUAAUGGUUGCAACUACAAGCCAACCCUGGAAUACUGCGUCAAAAUACAUAAUAAAAAAAUUAAAGAAAAGUUAGGCGGACUAUUAGUGAGGAGCACUGCUGGCAUUGAUACAAACUUGACUUUAAUUUCAAAAGAGACAACCCAGAUGAGCAGUUCGACCACGUCAACAAGCACAAAAACAUUUUCCACGGAAUCAGCGCAAAUUUCGUUUUCCCCUACCAUUUCAGGUGAAACCACAACCGGAUCAAACAUCCCUUCGACCCUUUCAAAAGCCACAAUGAGUUCGAAUGCAAGCACCUUAUCCGCUCCGCCAUUUAACAUUAGGGAAAACAACCCUUGGUGGACGUGCCCUGAGCCCGGCAAAGGAAGGCAAAGUGUCAUUCUCAGUGCUCUCGUGGACGGCCGGCUCGGCAACGUGGUUUGGUCGUACUUAUCAGUCUUGGUGACGGCUCGCAUUUACGGCCUCAGGCCGGUGCUGCACAAUGCGACCAUCGGCUUCUUAGUGAAACAUGCAUUCGACGUCGAUCAUAUUCGAAUGCCGACACUCGACUGGAUGGACAAAGAGUGCAAUAUGUCUGGUUGGCUGGAAACAGCAUUGCGAAACGUGACCAUGUGCAAAACGAUAAAUUCACGCAGGAACUUGCACGACGCUCUAGAAAAACCUCCAAAAGUUGGCUUGGAGAUUUACAGAUACGUCUACUUUGUGACAACUACGGAAUUCUUAGUGCCAAAUUUUUACGAGUUAAAAAAAGAAUUAGUUUUGCAAAAAGAUAAAGUACAAGUGGCACAAAAAAAUCUCCAUGAAGUAAAGGAACGCUUUUCGGGGUAUUUGAAACAUCGAGGGUUCAGCAGAACCGACUUUGAGUUCGUCGGCGUCCAUGUGAGGCGCACUGACUAUUUGCACCAUAUGGACGCCAUUCACCACUUUGGGAAGGUAGCCACUCCAAAAUUUUUCCACACAGCCAUGGACUGGCUUGUAAAGGAAUUAAGCACGCCGUUGGUGUUCGUCGUGGUCAGCGAUGACCGCAACUGGACGAAAGCCAACAUUGUCGCAGAUAGACAAGACGUCUAUCUUACCGGUAUUGCCAUCAGCUUUAAUAAAUCAUUCGUUUCGGUUUUAUUUUUU
Cloeon dipterum is the source of this 3557-nucleotide messenger RNA. Its product is annotated as galactoside alpha-(1,2)-fucosyltransferase 2-like. Bases 82 to 1482 code for a protein of 466 amino acids. Gene Ontology annotation, molecular function: galactoside 2-alpha-L-fucosyltransferase activity. Gene Ontology annotation, biological process: carbohydrate metabolic process. Gene Ontology annotation, cellular component: membrane. The record is from RefSeq and is a predicted model, not a curated record. NCBI's taxonomy places the organism in Eukaryota, Metazoa, Arthropoda, Insecta, Ephemeroptera, Baetidae. The transcript is spliced from 6 exons.